Messenger RNA from Ceutorhynchus assimilis (cabbage seed weevil), 724 nucleotides. Lineage: Eukaryota; Metazoa; Arthropoda; Insecta; Coleoptera; Curculionidae. The record is from the annotation of a GenBank genome assembly.
AUUAGAGUGAUUUUUACGACAAAAGUGAAAAAAACUACAACUAUGGCUAGAAUUCUGUUAGUUCUUUCACUGACUGCAAUAUAUAUUGGAUGGGUUCUUACAGUACAAAGCUGUUAUGAAUGUUUUGGCGACGAAAUCUCUGGUAAAGAACCAUGCGAAGUUGAGAAUACCAAUAAAUCAACUUGCAUAGACGGAAAUGUGGCUAAAGCAUGCUACACUGUAGCUUACGAAUCUGAGGGCAACAUGACCUAUUUACGUAGUUGUUCAGAUUUAGAUAAGAAUAUGAUUUGCGAGUACUAUAAAAAUAUCUCGAGCUAUACAGUGAAGCAGUGUAAUGCUUGCGAUCAGGACAAUUGUAAUGAUGAUAAAUUUGAAAUGUAGGUAAAUUUUUACGAUCACAUAAAAAUAUUUUGAAUUCAGAGUUUGAUUUUUAUUAUUUGUUUAUUUUAUAUCAUACAGGUCACCAGUUAGGUACUGAUUCGGCAAUGCAUUACAAUUAUUAAAAACCAUUGUAAUCUCUAUCAGCCUAAUGCAACAUCCACUUCUAACAUUAAAAAGCUAUCAGUUUUAAAAAGGACCUUGCACUAAUCUUAUGGAAAUUGGGUCGCGGCUAAAUUUUCUGCCACGUUGGCAAUAAGAAUCCAGUUUGUUACGGACUUGCGCCAUAUUCGUAUUCAGGGACGAGUUCAGAAUUAAUCGUUCCUUUUUUCUUUGUAACGUGUAA